ACAGAGUUCUUAACCUAACGCGUACUUGUCAGAGCAUCGUUACGUUCGUUACGUUAUAUACAAAGCAAUACAACACGUCUUUUUAAUCUAUACAAUAUCUUAUUGAUAACAUUAAACGUAUUAUGGCCCAAGUGUAUGAUAAUUACUAUAAUGAUUAUCAUAAGAAUGCUGAGCUACAGCUAAAUCUAAAAUACAAGAAGAAGUACCGAAAACUUAAGAGAAUCGUGAAGGAUACCGUAUUUGAAAACGCAGCACUAUGCGAUCAAGUUGCGCACAUGCAGGAGAAUUUGAUGGUGGUUAAAGAGGAGAGGCUGUUUCUUCUUCGCAAGUUAUGCCAACAACAGGGAGAGGUGGAGUCUAACUCAACAAGUCUAGCUCGUUCACAAACAAGUAAUGCAAAUUCACCAUCACUUAAUCCAGAAUGUACUACGCCAAAAAAAACAGUAAAAAAGAGAACAUCCACAGAUGGAUCAGAACCGAAAAGUAAGACAAAGAGAUACAACAAAACUGCCAGAAGAAUGGUGCAGUCGAUUCCACUGGAUGUACACGGAAGACCAUUGUUCCCCAUCGAGUUAGGAGAUCUUAAGAUACAUUCUCUUGGCGACGUGGUGUCGGACAGAAUCGCAUAUCAUACAGAAGAACUUAUAUUUCCAGUAGGUUAUUGCAGUACGAGACUGUACGCAAAUUUGAGAGAUCCAAGAACACAGAGUUUAUAUACCUGCAAGAUAUUAGACGGUGGUCCAACACCUAGAUUUGAAAUAGUGUCCGAUAACGAUCCAACUCAUCCAUUAAUCGGAUCCAGCCCUGAUGAAUGUCACUCAAAAUUACUGACAGCAAUCUCUCCAAUGCUUUGUACGAUAGCGCCCAAGGGCGCGGAUUUCUUCGGAAUUUCUCAUCCUACCAUACAAAAUCUAAUACAAAGUUCUCCGGGAACACGUAAAUUGGCAAUGUACAAACAACAACGUUUUGAAGUAAGCAAAAAUCAUGUACACCUGCAUGUCGAUCGAGCUACAAGCCCGGUGACAGAAACGAUGGAGACUGAUCCAGGAUUAGGUUUUGCGGCAUUACACAGGCAUUACGCUUUGAAUUCUUAUAGAGUGAAAGAAGAGCCUUCGGAUCACGAUCUAUUAGCACUCCAAGACCUUCUCGCGUAAUUGCUAAUAUUAUAAGAUAAAUAAUAAAUAUUAUAAUAAAAAGUAGACUCUACACCGGCAAAAAACAGUAUUGCGAUUUGUAUUCAUAUAUACAUGUACAACAUACAUUGGUGUCGUAGAAAAAUGUCGAAAUGUUAUGAGCGUAAAAAUGUUGACGGGUUCCGAUAAAUAAAAAAGAUAGGAUAUAAGUAGUAAAAAAGAAAACAGAUUGAGAUUAUACUGUGUAUUUAUAUAUUUCUAUAUUGUUACAAUUGAAUCCAAUUUAGAAAAUAAAACUAUUAGAAAACGAAAAAUUAAAAAUUCGAGUAGAACACACUUAGAAUAACAUCAAAAGAUAUUUGAUUCAUUCUCUAUAUAAUAAAAUCUUUUCUACUGCAUGUAAUAAAACCAUCACCUGUUGCAAAACGAAAUUAAUAAAGCAUUUAAAAUCGAUUAAA
Messenger RNA from Wasmannia auropunctata (little fire ant), 1591 nucleotides. Its product is annotated as transforming growth factor beta regulator 1. Gene Ontology annotation, biological process: regulation of cell cycle. NCBI's taxonomy places the organism in Eukaryota, Metazoa, Arthropoda, Insecta, Hymenoptera, Formicidae. The record is from RefSeq and is a predicted model, not a curated record. Gene Ontology annotation, cellular component: nucleus. The transcript has 5 exons. The coding region runs from base 123 to 1154 and encodes 343 amino acids.